UUGCCGGGUGUGUCCGUUAAAAAAUACAACCGUUGCUGCAUGUUUUGUUGACAUCUGAUUAGCAAACACAACUUUGAAGUUUUCGUCUUUGGUGGAUUCGAGUUUUUAAAUGGCUACAAAUUACCGGAAAUCUGUUGCCUCAGCGAGCCAAAGGAAAAAGUCAUGUUCCAAAGCUGAUCUGACGGAGGAGCAGAAGCAGGAGAUCAAGGAAGCUUUUGAUCUGUUUGACACAGAUGGAACUGGGACAAUAGACAUCAAAGAACUCAAGGUUGCCAUGCGAGCCCUAGGCUUUGAACCAAAAAAGGAGGAAAUCAAGAAGAUGGUUUCAGAUAUUGUCAAGGAUGGUUCUGGAACCAUUGAUUUUGAUGACUUUCUUUCUAUGAUGACCCAGAAAAUGAAUGAGAAGGAUAGCAAAGAGGAAAUACUGAAGGCUUUCCGGCUGUUCGAUGAUGACUGCACAGGAAAAAUCUCUUUUAAAAAUCUCAAGAGAGUUGCCAAGGAGCUGGGAGAAAACCUCACAGAUGAAGAGCUGCAGGAAAUGAUCGAUGAAGCCGACCAGGAUGGUGACGGAGAAGUCAACGAGCAAGACUUUCUACGGAUAAUGAAGAGGACCAAUCUGUACUGAAGCCGCUGAGUGUUGCAGUUUUAAAACCUUUUCAGGAUUAAAUUCUGACUUUGUUCCAACUAUUUUUACUGUAGCUUUUCUGGAACUAAGACAGGUUCUCUUUGUAAAUAACUUUUUUAAAAUCCUGUGUCUUUGUACCGAUUCUUUUUUUCUAUAAGACAAAUAAAAACAAUCACAGUUUUGUCUCUUGUUUAAAGUAAUCGUAAAGUGUCAGUUUGACAAGUUUUUUUUAUUUUUUUAAUCGACUUUCUUGUUGAAACGGAGGUGGUGCAAUGCAGAAGCAGGUUAUAGCAGUUCAUGAAGAUCUUAGUGAAAGUGAUUUCAGUGCAUUGCAUUCACUGUUGUGCAACUUGCAGAGCGCAGCGUGCCAAUGAUGGUCAGACAGACAGACAGACAUGACUAAGUUGAUGUUGACUAAUUCGAAUUAUCUUACUGUAAAUAGAAAUCAGCAGAAUGAACCUGAGAUGAGUAAGUCAGUAAAAGUGACUCUCACUUCAUGCUUUGAGCUGAACUUGGUAUCGCCUGAACGAGAUCUGUUUUACCUACAUCUUUUGAUCAUCUUAUAGGAAAGAUGCUCCUGCUGAUUAAUUGUGACAUGGAGCGGAAGUCUGCUUUUGUCCAAAACAUUGAACCUUGCUUAAAUAAACAGGAUAUGUAAUGACGUGUUUUUCCGAACCGUCA
Poecilia latipinna (sailfin molly) is the source of this 1306-nucleotide messenger RNA. It is a transcript of the gene cetn4, whose product is annotated as centrin 4. The transcript has 5 exons. Gene Ontology annotation, molecular function: calcium ion binding. Lineage: Eukaryota; Metazoa; Chordata; Actinopteri; Cyprinodontiformes; Poeciliidae. Gene Ontology annotation, cellular component: myosin II complex. The record is from RefSeq and is a predicted model, not a curated record. The coding region runs from base 110 to 625 and encodes 171 amino acids.